Durio zibethinus is the source of this 1023-nucleotide messenger RNA. RefSeq names its product RING-H2 finger protein ATL2-like. The record is from RefSeq and is a predicted model, not a curated record. Gene Ontology annotation, molecular function: transferase activity. NCBI's taxonomy places the organism in Eukaryota, Viridiplantae, Streptophyta, Magnoliopsida, Malvales, Malvaceae. Gene Ontology annotation, biological process: protein ubiquitination.
GCAGGCUAACACACGCAAAUGUUUUAGGGUGGAAUAUCCAUAAUUUAAUCCCCCAUCAAACAACUUGACUUUCACGUAAAAUUUCCUAAUAUAUAGAAGAUUCCAUUGAUUUUUUAUUCUUGUUCAGCCAUUAAUGACCAUUUAACCGCACUUCCAUCGCACCCUAAACCUGUCCAUCUCUAUCACGUUCACAUCUCUUAUCUUUACUACACAAAAAUUCAACUUUGCAUACUAAAAAUGUCAGUUUCGCUUGACUCUCCAGAACAUACCCCAAACCCUUUUUCUCAUCUCCUCAACAGCAUUUCCUCCUAUAAUGGCAGCGUAAUGCUAGCAGCUGUGAUAUCUUUGCUCCUUGUAAUCCUCUUUGUGCUGCUUCUCCAUGUCUACGCCAAAUGGUUCUUGGAUCAAGCUCGCCAGAGAAGUCGAUCUUCUUCCAUGUCUGUAUCUCACGUCUUCCGCCCUGAGCGAUUCCAACAUUUCCAUGCAUUCACAUUUGAUACUAACGUUCCAAUCUCCCCAUCAAAGGGCCUCGAUUCCUCUGUCAUUUCAUCCAUUCCAUUGUUUGUUUACAAAAUGGAAGAAUAUAAGCAUGGUUUAGAGUGUGUUAUUUGUUUAAGCGCAUUUGAGGACAAUGAUGUUGGAAGGAAUUUGCCCAAGUGUGGGCAUGGUUUUCACGUGGAGUGCCUUGACAUGUGGCUACAGUCUCACUCAAAUUGCCCCAUUUGCAGAGCUCCUGUGUUGAGUAAUGAUAAGGUUUCAGUUGUUACUUCAGCGGAUUCUCAAAUAAUUUCUUUGGAGAGUGUGGGGGAAUUAUUGAAUGGUGAGAUGGGAGUGAUUGAUAGAAACUCUAGAUUGGACAAUCUGAUAGAUCUGUCCGAUUCUGAUAAUAGUCUCCAAAUUGCGGCCACCAAUGAUGAUAAUCUUUCAGCAUCCUCUUCUUCUUUGACUCUGUCAUCUUCCUUUGUUUGCACUUUGAAGAGAAUGUUGAGCAGGAACAGAUCAGAGCGCAAAGUUUUUCCCUAA